UACAACACCAAUACCUUAUCCAGAGCCUCAUCACUAACAUGGGCCAACAUAAUAUAGCACACCUCAUCUUUCUCAGGUGAAGUUAACCCAGCCUUACCUAUUGCCCUUUUCACAUGUCAUGGCGCAUUCAACACAUCAUCUACAUCCUCCCUCCUAUCCAGCACUCCAGGAUGCUCCGCCUCCUCUGACAAAUGUAGAGCUAUGCACUGAAACGAACACUUUGGCCAUCAUCUCUGCUUUCUCCUCAGCUGUUACUGCCACAUCCUUCCCACUCUUCAACACUGGAUAAUCCCACUCCCUUCUGACCCCACUCAUCCUUUUAAUCAUCUCCCACACUCCUCCCACAGGGGCCGCCCUUCCAAUGGUGUCACAGAACCGACGCCAACAUGACGGAUAGUUCUCCUCUUCAGGGUUCUGGUGGUUUCCCAAACUCUGUCCCGUGUGUCCGUUUUGGGCUGAUUAAAAUAACCAACUCAUAAUUACGCUUUGAUUAUUUGUAUCAGCUGUGUUGCGUUAGAGAGCAACAACCAAAACGUGCACCCAGGACCAGAGUUUGGGCAAAACCCCAGACGAGGUGAACCAUCCGUCAUGCAGAGGUCUGGUGGAGAUGACGUAGAUCCCCCCACAGUCGGCUGACUCUCCGCGGUAGAUGGCUGUCAGUUGGGGCUAACUCACCGUUGACAACGAUAACAUUCAGACUAUAUUCACAAGACAGAAAUAUCAAUACCAAAAUGGAUCAACAGUUUGAGGAAAUAGAUUCGUCUGGGCAGUGGCAAAACCUUUAUAAUGAAAUCCGAAACCAAGCCAGCGACUACUCAUAUAAGGUGGCAAAACUUCCAGAGAAUCAGAAUCGAAACCGAUAUAGAGAUGUCAGCCCCUAUGAUCACAGUCGCGUUAAACUUGAAAACUCUGAAAAUGACUACAUCAAUGCAAGUCUAGUCAUGGUGGAGGAAGCCCAAAGAACCUAUAUUCUGUCUCAGGGCCCCUUGAAGAACACCUGCGGUCACUUCUGGUUGAUGGUCUGGGAGCAGAACUCCAAAGCUGUUAUAAUGCUGAACAGAAUCAUAGAGAAGGGGUCUGAGAAGUGUGCUCAGUACUGGCCUACAGCUGAGGAACAGCAGCUGUCUUACACGGACACAGGGUUUGUCGUGACGCUAGUGAAGGAAGAGGACAAGUCCAACUACAUCAUACGAGUGUUGGAGCUGAGGAACACAGAGACAGGAGGAACCACAGAGAUAUACCACUUUCACUACACCACCUGGCCUGACUUUGGCGUCCCAGAAUCCCCGGCCUCUUUCCUCAACUUCCUGGUCAAGGUGCGGGAGUCUGGCUCAUUGGGGCCGGAGCACGGGCCCUCCGUGGUCCACUGCAGCGCUGGGAUUGGACGCUCGGGGACCUUCUCGUUGGUCGACACGUGUCUCAUCCUGAUGGACAAGAGGAAGGACUCGUCGUCAGUGGACAUUCUGAGAGUUCUGCUGGACAUGAGGGAGUACCGGAUGGGUCUGAUCCAGACUCCUGACCAGCUACGUUUCUCCUACAGGGCUGUCCUGGAGGGAGCCAAGAGCAUCAUGGGAGAGUGCUCUGCACAGAGCCAGAAGAGAGAGCUGUCCAGAGAGGACAGAGCGACAGUAUGUGAUUCACCGCCUGCCCCCUCCCAGGUGGCUCUCUGACACCCCCACCCCCCUCUACCCCCACCACGACCUUUAGACCCCCCACCCCACCACGGCCUUUAGAC
Molecule: messenger RNA, 1735 nt
Organism: Oncorhynchus tshawytscha (Chinook salmon)
Lineage: Eukaryota; Metazoa; Chordata; Actinopteri; Salmoniformes; Salmonidae
Product: tyrosine-protein phosphatase non-receptor type 1-like
Exons: 8
Coding region: 732-1670 (312 amino acids)
Biological process (GO): protein dephosphorylation
Molecular function (GO): protein tyrosine phosphatase activity
Source: RefSeq, a predicted model, not a curated record